This is a messenger RNA of Alternaria rosae, 1986 nucleotides long. RefSeq names its product triose-phosphate transporter family-domain-containing protein. Gene Ontology annotation, molecular function: antiporter activity. Gene Ontology annotation, cellular component: endosome; trans-Golgi network; Golgi apparatus. The record is from RefSeq and is a predicted model, not a curated record. Lineage: Eukaryota; Fungi; Ascomycota; Dothideomycetes; Pleosporales; Pleosporaceae. The transcript is spliced from 5 exons. Bases 414 to 1619 code for a protein of 401 amino acids.
GGCAAAUCUUCAUCUGGCCUCAUAUCAGCUCUAGUACAUAGUCGGCCGUUGCCCAGUGAUAGCACGCCUAAACCAGAACCCCCCCUGUGCACCGGCUCUAGAAGGUCGUCUGGCUGAUUCCCGCUCCGCCCCUCCCCUUCCCUAGCGCAGUCGAGGUAUUAGUACCGUCACAUUCACAAGUGCUCUCAACACUUCUCGUCGCUCUUUAUCUCCUCAUUGCUCCAGCGCUGUUACAGCUGCUUCGUGUUGCUUGUGCCACGCUUGUCCCCUUGACGCGCAACACCCGCCAUCAGUCAGCAGCGCUAGUCCACUGCUACUGCAACCUUGCAACUUGCAUUCUCCAGCACCGCAACCACCUCCUUUGACCUUCACUCAACACCCUUACCGUCCCUCGUUAGCCACCACCCGCAGCCAUGUCAGACGAGAAGAUGAGAUCCUCGGUCGAGGCCUCGCGCGACACAGCCCUGCCUGUGCUGCCGACGGUCAACCCAGAUGCGCAGAAGCCAGCCCCCGAGGCGCCAUCCUUCCAUCCUGCAGUAUACAUUGCAACAUGGAUCUCCCUCAGUUCCAGCACAAUCGUCUUCAACAAGUACAUCUUAGAUACAGCCAAGUUCCACUACCCCAUCUUCCUCACAACAUGGCAUUUGAUCUUUGCGACCGUCAUGACCCAGAUCCUCGCCCGCUUCACCACCGUCCUCGACUCUAGGAAAAAGGUGCCCAUGACCGGACGCGUAUACCUGCGAGCCAUUGUCCCCAUCGGUAUCUUCUUCAGUAUGAGCUUGAUCUGCGGUAACCAGGCAUAUCUGUACCUGAGUGUGGCUUUCAUUCAGAUGCUCAAGGCUACUAUGCCCGUCGCUGUCCUCAUCACCACCUGGAGUCUCGGAGUUGCGCCUGUCAACCUCAAGACCCUCGGAAACGUCUCCUUCAUCGUUAUCGGUGUAGUCAUUGCCUCGCUGGGAGAGAUCAAGUUCGUCAUGAUCGGCUUCCUCUUCCAAGCCGCUGGUAUCGUCUUUGAGGCUGUCCGUCUGGUCAUGGUCCAGCGCCUUCUCAGCGGUGCCGACUUCAAAAUGGACCCGCUCGUCUCCCUCUACUACUACGCUCCUGCUUGCGCCUUCAUCAACGGUGUUAUUCUCAUGUUCACUGAGCUUCCCAAGAUGUCCAUGGCUGACAUCGACCGCGUCGGUUUGAUCACUCUGCUGGCCAAUGCAUCCGUUGCUUUCUUGCUCAACGUCUCCGUCGUCUUCUUGAUCGGCAAGACCUCCUCGCUCGUCCUUACCCUUUCAGGUGUACUCAAGGAUAUCCUCCUCGUCUUUGCGUCCAUGUUCCUCUUCAAGGACCCCGUCUCUCCUCUCCAGGCUUUCGGUUACGCCAUCGCGCUUGGCGGUCUCGUCUACUACAAGCUCGGCGGAGAGAAGCUGAAGGAGUACCUCGGCCAGGGCAGCAUGAAGUGGCAGGAAUUUGGCCACACCCGCCCGGUUCUCCGCAAGUUGAUGGUCUUCGCCGCCGUCAUCAUUGGCAUGUUCCUCGUCCUUGGCUCUCUCGGACCCCGCUACGCCCCCGACUCGACCAACCAGGUCUACAACGGCAUCGGCAAGCUCAUCGGCGACAAGGCCGUAUGAAGAACUGGUUCCUUCUAAAAUCGGUCUUGGCCAUUUUCUAGCUGGGAGUAGGCCUACUUGCAUUACGCUGGUCUACCUUGAUUUCCCUUCCCCCUUGUCGUUUUAUCUUUAGCUUGGAGCGGGCUUGGAGUGUACGGUGAUCGGUGUUUAUACGCAUAGACGAGCAGGAGCUUUCAUGCCGACGGAGCCUUCUUUGAUGCUUUUUGUGGUUUGGUACGCGACUGGUGUCGAUCGCAUGUCAGGGAGCAAUGACAGGGAAUGAUUAAGUAACAUGUUUUUGGCACAUAGAUCUUGCAGGCAUUCGCAGAAACUGCAAGCGAAAGUAUAUACUUGAGCUAUAUAAUAGUAAUGCUUGCCAUGUGAGCAU